Molecule: messenger RNA, 878 nt
Organism: Rana temporaria (common frog)
Lineage: Eukaryota; Metazoa; Chordata; Amphibia; Anura; Ranidae
Product: KIAA0040 ortholog
Exons: 3
Coding region: 404-778 (124 amino acids)
Source: RefSeq, a predicted model, not a curated record
GGAGGGGAUCCUGGGGAGGAGAUCUACAUAGGGAGAGGCAGGGGAGGCGAGCACAGCAAACCUAUGAGAGCACUGACAGCAACACGUAGAAAAAAAACAACAAAAACCUCAUACUAGUUCCUGAUGUAUCUAAAGAUGGAGCUACGGGGGAAGAAAAGUCAGCUUUGUAAAUGAAGUUUAUGGAUCUAGCCUUCAGCAGUAAGGACGCACACAUCCAACAGUGACUAUAUGCUGAAUAAUGGAAUGAAUGGUUGACGAUCUCUGCAUCCAGAUGGUAGAGCAGGACUCAUCUUGGAUUAACUUUUUGUGAUAUGCUGAUUUGUCAAGUACCACUGAUGAAGUCAAACGUUCUCUAAAGCAGUUGGAUUAUUACUAUGACUGUAUUUCCAUUGACCACAUUAAAAUGGAUAUCCAAAACUUGAACGCUUCCAUCAGUACACCAUUGAGUACCGCAGACUACCGAGAACCUGCGACUCCCGCCAUGGAUCAAAUAUCUGCUUUCUUCCAGAGCAUCUACACAAUGUUACAAAAUAAACACGAAGACGGACUCUACAACAGUAUCUGCCUGGGAGUGCUGCUUGCCCUGCCAUUGCUUGUUCUGUUCAUUUCUAGUAUUAUCUGCUGUCAUUUUUGCUGUUGUCGGACCAAAAAAACGAACACGCUCAAACCCCUGCCAAGCAAGAAGAAAAAGAAGAAGAAUGAAGAGGAGGACUUAUGGAUCCCCAGCCCUCAAGCCAAGUCCAUCAUGCUGGAGAAGGUUCCUUCUCUUAAUGUAUAGCAAUGGGACUGUGGACAAUAAACCAUUGGACAGAUUCUUCUUGAUAAGCACAUAUUGGCUGUUACAGCUUAGCAAUAAAAUAUCAAUAAGUGUUAUGGCA